Theobroma cacao (cacao) is the source of this 1010-nucleotide messenger RNA. RefSeq names its product ChaC-like family protein. Gene Ontology annotation, molecular function: glutathione specific gamma-glutamylcyclotransferase activity. Gene Ontology annotation, biological process: glutathione catabolic process. Gene Ontology annotation, cellular component: cytoplasm. The record is from RefSeq and is a predicted model, not a curated record. Lineage: Eukaryota; Viridiplantae; Streptophyta; Magnoliopsida; Malvales; Malvaceae.
UUUGUUUUUCUUUAAUGCUACUUUUUGCUUUCCCUUUCUCACUUUCUUCCCCGCAGUCUUGUCGUGGCGAAGUCCCGCUGUUGUUGGAGCUCUCGAAGGAGAUAAUAAUAAAGAAAAGAAGAAAAUGGCGAUGUGGGUGUUUGGGUACGGCUCUCUUAUUUGGAAAGCCGGGUUUAACUAUGAUGAUCGUCUUGUUGGCUUCAUCAAAGAUUAUCGCCGAGUCUUCUACCAAGGGAGUACUGACCACAGAGGGACGCCUGAGUAUCCAGGCAGGACCGUCACACUGGAGCCUGCUGAUGGGGAAGUCUGUUGGGGAGCGGCGUACAAGAUAUCCAAGAAAGAAGAUAAAGAAAAUGCGAUAAUGCAUUUAGAAGUGAGGGAGAAGCAGUAUGACAAGAAAGCUUAUCUUGAUUUCUUCACUGAUCCCACAGCUACAACUCCAGCCAUUUCUGGGGUAAUGGUGUACAUAGCAUCUCCAGACAAGAAGCUUAAUAAGAACUAUUUGGGGCCUGCUUCUCUUGAAGAGAUUGCCAAACAAAUUAUUCAUGCUGAGGGCCCCUCAGGACCAAACAGAGACUAUCUUUUCCAACUAGAAAAGGCUCUUCUUCAACUUGGAUGUAAAGAUAAACAUGUAAUUGGCCUUGCAAAUGAAGUGAGGCGCAUUCUUUCGGAAGGACAGCUAAUUGCGUCAUGAUGCAAAAAGGGGGGAAAGGGAAAAGAAAUUAAAAGAGAAACUCGGGGCAGCAUGAUAGAUGUGGACAUCAGCACCACUACAUGGAGUGACCUGUUCCUACAUGUUUGCUCGGGAUUGGGACGCAGAAACGUAGAUUUCAUAUAGUGUGGGAUACAGUCAUCCCAAUUCUACAACAAUAAAUUCUUCUACACAGGUAAACACUGUCGAGAAAAGGAUGUUUCCCUAUUCUUAAUUUGGAUAUUUCCCUAUUAAACCUGAUUGUUCUUGAUGACGAAAUCGAAGGCGUUUCAUUAUUUAAAGCUAUCUUAACAUUUCA